CUGUCACUUCCCAUUCUUGCAGUGUGCCUUCUUGGUAUGGCAUUGAUGUUAAUGACUUCUGAAACCACAGUGAACUCCGGCUGUAUAAUACAUGUGAUGAGUGUCACUGCAGUCCUGUCUGUGAACAUGGUGACAGCCAGCAUGUUACUGAGUGUCUUCUUUGUUUCAGGUGCUUUGGCUGCUUGUUCUAAGGAUUCAGGCCUCUUCAUUACUGCACCACAGAAGAUGGAAGCACUGAGUGGAUCUUGUUUGCUAAUCCCAUGUACCUUUAGAGCUAAAUCAGAACAAGAGUUUGACAACAGCAGAGAAAUCUUUGGAGUGUGGAUUAAAAAUAACUCUAGAUUUGUAAAGAAUGUGAUUCUCAACAGCAGUAGGACAGAUAACAUCUAUCCAAUGAGAUUUACUGGAAACCUGAGAGAGAAAAACUGCACCACUUUAUUUUCCAAUUUAACCACAAGUUAUACAGACACAUACUACUUUAGAGUUGAGAACAAACCAUUCAAGGGAACAGCUACAUGUGAUCCUCUUCAAAUAACAGUUCAAGAUUCUCCUCCGAGCCCCAGAAUUGAGAUCUCAGGUGAUCUGAAGGAGAAGGAGUCUGUCAGUAUAACCUGCUCAGCUUUCACUCCCUGUCCACACUCCCCUCCUAAACUCACCUGGAAUCUCCAACAAGACUCUCACAACAAAAUCCAGGAAAACACAGAUGGGACCUUUACAACUAAAAUCCAGAAGAACAUCACUCUGUCAGACCAACAUGAUGGAUACAACAUCACCUGUUCUGUCACAUAUCCUGUGAAUGAAGGAAAACAUGUCAAGACAGCAGAGCAGAGAAAGACUCUCAAUGUUUCAUACCUCCCAAGGGACACUUCAGUGGUCAUCAGUCCCACUGGCCCAGUAUCAGUUGGCAGCAUGGUGAACCUGACUUGCUCCUGCAGAGGAAACCCACCUCCUGUCCAUUUUGUCUGGUUCAAGAUGAGUGACAGCAGACUGAUGCUGAUCAGCGCUGAUACUAAGGUUUAUAGCUUCCGUGUGAGCAACAGUGAUCGAGACAGAUUGUUCUUUUGUGGAUGCAGAAAUGAUCUGGACUUUGAACUAUCAACAGGACGCCAGCUGAUAUUUGAAGAUGAUCAGAAGUCUGAACUGGUUGGCAUCCAAGUUAUAGUCAAGAUCCUGGGAAUCAUGAUGCUCAUCAGUAUGUUAGUCAUCUUUGAGUGUUGGUUUCGAUCAAGACGCUCCAUCAAACUAAUGAAGGAUGAAGUGGAGGCAGACUAUGUCAACACAAUGAGUGAGAUGUCAUCAUGAGAAGAGGAGGAGGAUGUCACUAUAAAUGGAACGGCAUACUGUGUUGUGAAAUCUAUGUUCACUUCUUAGUCUUGGUUCCUUCUUGUUAUGUGCUCCCUGUACAGAUUGUAAAGCCCUCCAAGGCAAAUGUACUUUGUGACUUUGGGCUAUAUAAAUAAAAUUUGAUUUGGUUUGAUUUGAUGUACAAUAAAGUGCAGAUUUUUUUUACCUCUUUAAAAAUGACCCCAUACUUGGGUGAAUAAAGUUUUUUUUUUUCUGCUCUGUUCUUAUAUUACUUGUUUGUAAAAUAUAAAUGCAGAAGAAAGUGUUCACAAUAGCUGCGUAACUCUACAGAUGACUGAUUGUGUGAUGAAACAUUUACAGAACAAAAUUCAGCCACAGCACUGUGGUAGCUGUAUGUGUGGUUUAAAUGAAAUCACUACUCGUUACUGUCACUUUUUAUAUAUAUGUAUAAAUGCUUACAUGAGUCCUGUUAAUAAUAAAGUUCUGCUUGGGUAACUCAACUAAGCCCAAAGA
Molecule: messenger RNA, 1818 nt
Organism: Larimichthys crocea (large yellow croaker)
Lineage: Eukaryota; Metazoa; Chordata; Actinopteri; Sciaenidae
Product: sialic acid-binding Ig-like lectin 5
Exons: 9
Coding region: 37-1302 (421 amino acids)
Source: RefSeq, a predicted model, not a curated record